AUUCGAACGGUUGACACUGUGCGUGAGUCCUUGGACUGAAAAGUGAUUUAUCAAAACGAACGAAAUUACGUUAUUUUUCAUAAAAAAUUCUUUGCCACAUCGCAUCAGUUAAACAAUCCCUGACGGCAAGCACGGCGGUAGUGUUAUAUUUUUUCGUAAAGCCAUUAAUCCAAAAUAUUCGUACCUUGGAGUGAAUUUAUACAUUUUUUUAUAUUUAUAUGGUACAAGUGAAAACCCGGACGAAAGACCAUUAAAUUUGAAAUAAAAUUUAAAGGAUACCACAUUUGAAGACCCUGGAAGCGGUUUACCAUACAUUCUUAUACAAAUAUAGAAAAGGGUUCGUUUCCUUGAUCGUACGUUAAAAAAAAAGAAGAACCAGAACCAAAGAGCAUCUUAAAACCGAAGACCGAAGAAACUUUAUUUGAAGGGCUUUUUGUGUGAAGAGAGGAAAUAUUUCAAGUGAAAAGGAAUCUAAAAGCACAGAGCUAUAUAAAUUUGUGCAUAUAUAAAAUGCCAGGACCCUGUCAACGCUUGAGGUUACCUUCUUUGGCAACUGUCAUAAGAACAUCUAGAGUCGAUUAUACAACAAGUAAUCUUAUCCGCAAGGAGCAUAGGCGUGUGGUUGUAAUGGGAUCAGCAAGGGUCGGAAAAACCUGUAUCAUAUCGCAGUUCCUGUAUGAUAAAUACAUAACACGCUACCGACAAACCGUCGAGGAACUCCAUAGGGGUGAUUAUAAUCUGCCGGAUGGCUCGUCUCUAACAUUGGAUAUUCUUGAUACGUCCGGAGCAUUUGAGUUUCCUGCCAUGAGAACACUUUCAAUCUCGACCGCUGGCGCUUUUAUAUUGGUUUUUGCGAUUGAUGAUCAAAUGUCAUGGAAUGAAGUUGAGCGUCUAAGAAAAGAGAUUACUGACGCCAGAGGCUACAAAGUUCCAAUUGUAGUCGUUGGAAACAAAACAGACCUUGAAGAAAGCGAACGAAAACUUCAAAGAGAAACAAUUGAGGCAAUUGUUAGAGAAGACUGGAAGUCUGGAUAUAUUGAGUGUUCUGCAAAAGACAAUACGGGCAUUGUUGAAGUUUUCAAAGAGCUAUUGGUGCAAGCUAACAUUCGGUAUAAUUUAAGUCCAGCUGUUCGAAGAAGGCGUCAGUCCUUGCCAUCGUAUUCGUCACAUAAUAGUAAAUCGGUUUCAAAUAAAUUCUCAUUUAAACGUCACUCUUGUACAGUGACAUAAUUUUAUUAUUUAUUAAUAUUUUAUUUUUAUUGUCUUGGAAUGAAAUGUGUGAAUAUAAAAUAAUUAAUAUAAUUAUUAUUAAAAAUCAAAAACAAAAUACAACAAAACAAGUUCAUUGUUUCGGGAACUUUUUUAAUAGAUAUGUAUAUUUUUUAUUGAAGGGCAUUUUUAAUGUUUCAUGCAGGUGAUAUUUUUGUAUUUGAU
Messenger RNA from Eupeodes corollae, 1434 nucleotides. RefSeq names its product ras-related protein Rap-2a-like. NCBI's taxonomy places the organism in Eukaryota, Metazoa, Arthropoda, Insecta, Diptera, Syrphidae. The transcript is spliced from 3 exons. The record is from RefSeq and is a predicted model, not a curated record. Gene Ontology annotation, molecular function: GTP binding; GTPase activity. Bases 511 to 1230 code for a protein of 239 amino acids.